Polyodon spathula (Mississippi paddlefish) is the source of this 867-nucleotide messenger RNA. RefSeq names its product proteinase-activated receptor 3-like. Lineage: Eukaryota; Metazoa; Chordata; Actinopteri; Acipenseriformes; Polyodontidae. Bases 1 to 867 code for a protein of 288 amino acids. Gene Ontology annotation, cellular component: membrane. The transcript has a single exon. The record is from RefSeq and is a predicted model, not a curated record. Gene Ontology annotation, biological process: positive regulation of Rho protein signal transduction; phospholipase C-activating G protein-coupled receptor signaling pathway. Gene Ontology annotation, molecular function: G protein-coupled receptor activity.
AUGGUCCCCAACAACACCACAGCUCUUAGUACCGGCUUUGACCUGGAAUGUAGAGACAAUCCAGCUGGGUUCGCAUUCUGGGCGACUUUGAAGUCUCUAAGUGUUAUCCUGGGAUUGCCAGCCAAUGUGACAGUGCUGUGGAUUUUACUGAGGAAAAAAACUGCCAUCUCAUCUUCUGAGGUGUUCAUACUGAACCUGGCUGUCAUGGAUAUUUUGUGUUGCCUCAAUGCGCCCCUUGGAAUAUAUAAUUACUACUUUCUAAACAAUCCAAUUGCUUACUCAGUAAUAUUUGUUUUACUUAAUUUUAAUCUGACAGGGGUUCCUCUGUUCCUUUGCUGUAUCUGUGUGGAGCGUUACAUGGCUGUGGUGCAUCCAGUCACCUACCUGGGGCUCAAGUCACUCACCUAUAGAGUGGUGUGCUCUGCUGUGGCAUGGGCUAUUAUUGUCCCCUUCUCCAUCUAUCUAGGUAGAACAGCCUUUGUAUCCCCUGCAUAUGUAAUCUUAGGUUUCAUCUCUGCCUUGUUUAUUGUCAUGGUUUUCUGUAACAUCUCCAUCCUGAGGGUCCUGAGGAGGUCUUCUCCAGGGAGAGACGAGAUCCAUCCCAUGAAGAAGAAAGCCUUGCAGAUCGUUUUUACCAUUUUAAUGAUUGUGUUAGUUUCCUAUUUACCAGUAGUAGCUGUCUUCCCAUUUAAAUCAUAUUUCAAUCCUAUGAUAUUUCAAUGUUAUAUAAGUCCAUUAUGCUAUAGCUUCUUUAUCCCCAGGAACUUCAUACAGCCUUUGCUCUACCUGUCUAAUGUGGGUGCAUUGCCUUGUGGGCAGUUUCCAUGCAAUGGGGCGUGCUGUAUAGCACUGAGCCCCACUCCAUGA